AUGUCGACAGAUACUGAGCUGGAGAAGCAUCUUGAGCACGAAUCUAUUGACCUUGAACUCAAGGAUCUGAACAUUGACGCUAUGUUGAGGGCCAACAAGUCGUUUAUGAGGCUCGCUGCAACCAUCUUUUAUUACGGCAAUCAAUCAUUGAGCGCUGCACAGCUUGUGAAUUGUGUGAGAUCAUUAGAAUUGCUACCAUUGAGAGGCGAAACACCAAAAAGCACAAUUCAAGGCAUCGUCUCUUCAUCCAGGUCCGCAUCUAGAAAGGCAAACUUGCUGGAUCCAUUUACUAUCGAUAAGUAUGGGCCUCAGAGACAAACCAAAUAUAGACUCUCAGACGCAUGUGUCGGUAAUGCAGUGCCACCAAAGAUAAAAGCAGUUCCCGAAGAUGAUACUGUCGAAAUUGUGCCCGUAGUGCCAAUGACUCAGAUUACUUCGCCUGGGAAACGACAACGCAAGGCACCUGAAUUAUACACACCAACCACUAAAAUCAGACAAUCAGCGCAGAGAAGCAGAAAGAAAUCACGAGCCAAGAAGCCCAAACACAAAGCAGUCGAAGAUGUAGCGAAUAAUACGACACCAGCAGAGGAGAGUCAAUCAGACAUUGAGGUAGACGACGACUUGACACUGGAAGAGAGGAUGCAGAUACCCAUCUACAGCGACGAUAGUGAUGCUGAUCAUAACAAGGGCGAUGAGGAGGAGGAUGCAGCGAGCUUUGAUUCAAUGGGAUUGGGAUCAGACUAUGAGGAACUGUUGGGCAAAAGAAAGGAAACUAAAGCGCCACCGCCACCACCACCACCACCACCACCACCACCACCCCAAGUCGUUGAAGAGGACACGAUAGCCAACUACUCGUUAAUAUACACACCACCUAAUACAGCCGAAAUAGAUUACAUUGAUGCCAUCAACUUUUCAGAAUACAACAUAGCAAGUAACUUUGCCAUUGUGCAACAAAAAGGCUACUCAUACCCUCGUUUUCGCUCCCAAGAAAAGAUCAAGAUUCCCAAAGUGCAUUGUGAAGAUAAAUUCAGAGUCAGUGAUAUAUACAAGAACAAGCGAGUGGUAGGACGUCUGUUUGUGCUAGCAGAUGGACAUGGUGGUCCUGGUUGCUCAGAGUACUUUGUCAGAAACACACCUGAAGCAGUGCAAGCUGUGUGUUCCAAGUAUCUUCCCUCCAAAUUAGGCGAGGCCUCAGUCAGAGCCAAAUUGGAGAAAGACAUCAAAGCCAUGAUUCAGCAAUUGGACGACAGUUAUUUGGAUCUGAAGCGACAACAGAUUGUGUCGGCAGUAGAGAACUCGAGCAAAACCGUGGACAAUGACGGAUGUACACUUAUUCUCAACUUGUUUUUGGGUGAGUGGCUCAUCAAUGUCAAUGUGGGAGAUUCGCGCACGGUCUUGAUUACUGCCCCUGAACCCAGCACGCCGUUACCCGUCACUACACCUUACACUGUUGGCAUUGAUAAAGACUACAACUUUGAAGUUGAAUUCGCCUCACAAGACCACAAGCCGUAUUUGGAACAUCUGGCCCGUCAUAUAUUGGAGAAUGGAGGCGAGUUUGUAGAUUCUGUUCAAAACCGGGUGAUCAAACUGGAUGUGGAUAAACUGAAAGAAGAUGAUCGUUAUGCGAAGCGUUCCUCUUUGAAAAAUGCAAGAAUUAGGCCCAAAGACUAUCUAUCAUCCAACAGCCAUGACCAGGCUGCACCUUCCUCCUUACCAAAGUCAACGGGAAACAAUGCAAUAGAGGAAUACCGCGAUCGCGAUAGAGUCCCAUCACUCAACGUAGCACGCUCUUGCGGUGAUUUAGACUUCAAGAUGGAUCCAGAUCACAAAAUCAUCUCAUGCGAACCUGAUGUGACAUUCAUCCGUAUUUCAGACACACAUAGAGGAUCUCGAACCACCAUUAGAAAUGGCCCCAACAAGGAGAAGCGAAGGCACUUUCUGUUUAUGAGUACGGAUGGUACGUUUGAUUACAUGUAUGAGGAGACAGCAGACCGACAAAACAAAGCCAUUGCCAAGGAGCUGGGGCCCAUGAUUGAAGACGGCGAAAAGAUUGGGCCUUACUUGCUGGAUGAAGAAGACAAGCUGCGAGAGGAAGCGUUGGCACGAGAAAGAGAGGCGAUUCGAUCAAAAACGGGAGCAGAUGCUCCAGCUGCUGCUAUCAAGCACGAUCAGCAGGAGAAUGUGACAAUGACGGGAAAAGAAGAGGAAGAAGGAGAGGAUCCGAUUGAUAUUAUGGAUAAUAAUACUCCAGCAGCAUCAACAGAAGCUAUAGCAGCCAACGGUGAUGAUGAGGUAGCGCAACCAGGCUCUCCCAUGAGCAUUGAUCCAUCUUCGCCAAUGUCAGCGGAGCAAACUGACCCACCACAAACUGAGACAGCAGUGCCGGAUUCAGCCUUACUGAAGCCAAAGCCUUUAUUACACAAAGAAAUAGAUGAUGAGGAUCUUAGGACACGACGCAUCAAAGAGCGCACACUUGUCCACUCUGCAAGACAGUUUGCGAAUCGAGAAGGUGCUCAUGGCGUGUUUGCUUCCAAGUUACAGGAUUACGACGAUUGUACAAUUAUACUAGUUGAAAUUUAA
This is a messenger RNA of Mucor velutinosus, 2580 nucleotides long. RefSeq names its product BAR adaptor protein Hob3. Bases 1 to 2580 code for a protein of 859 amino acids. Gene Ontology annotation, biological process: protein dephosphorylation. Gene Ontology annotation, molecular function: protein serine/threonine phosphatase activity. The transcript has 3 exons. The record is from RefSeq and is a predicted model, not a curated record. NCBI's taxonomy places the organism in Eukaryota, Fungi, Mucoromycota, Mucoromycetes, Mucorales, Mucoraceae.